Messenger RNA from Harpegnathos saltator (Jerdon's jumping ant), 1517 nucleotides. RefSeq lists its product as uncharacterized. The transcript has 2 exons. Bases 398 to 1279 code for a protein of 293 amino acids. The record is from RefSeq and is a predicted model, not a curated record. NCBI's taxonomy places the organism in Eukaryota, Metazoa, Arthropoda, Insecta, Hymenoptera, Formicidae.
UCCACGAGCAACCAUUAAUACUGCGUAUAGAGAUAAUUUUAUUAUUUCUGCUAAGUUGGCGAAUACUGUGCACUAUUUUUAAGUUGAUAUUGCAGAUACAAUACUCUGUCAUUAUUACACAAGUAUCCUAAUAUGAACAUCACGUCGACAUUACUUCCAUACUGUGGACCGUGGACGUCUGUACAUUACAAUAAGAUGUUUCAUCCAAAUCUUUGUCAUGUUUGCAAGAGGACAAAAGAAACGAUAAAUUUAACAACGUGUAACCGGUGUUUCUUGAUCUCUUACUGCUCCGAAGAUCACAAAAACCUGCACCUUCCGCAACACCGCCAAAUUUGUACAGCUAUAGAAAAGUUCCUAAAGGACUACCCUCAAUGGUUCACUCGCCGUUUUACUGACGAUGAAUGGAGCAAUGAACAAACACAAAGAAGAAUUUGAGGAUCUACAUCACAACAUUUGCGACAUUUUGAUACUAUGGCUAAAUCUUCAGCUUUCAAAUGUUCAAUACGAAAGUAAAGCUUCAUUAUCGUUAAAAUUUAUGAAGUUUCCCGAUGACGAUGGACCUUUCAAUGACAUGGCAAAAUUUAUAGAAGAAUAUGUACAAAACAGAAAAGGUGUAUGGUACGCUUUGGAUUACAUCUAUACCGAUUACGUGUCAGAACCGCUCUCGGUAUAUUAUGGUAUGUACUACGCAGGAUUAUUUGAUCUACUGAACAGACCUAUCUAUACCAUUCAUAUUGUACAAGCUGAUUCCAUAGAAAAAAACGGUUUACCAGCUUGGGAAAUAUUGUUACAUCUUUUCCCAAAUAUAGAAGUGCUAAUAGUUGUAUUGGUAGGAAAAACUUUACAAUUUGAAUUUGGUAUGCAGGAUAUUUGUCCCCAUUGCAUUUACAAUGGCAAGAAAUUUAUCUACGAAUGUUGUAGUAUGAUAUACAGCGAUUAUAUGAUCAACCCGAUGUAUAGAACAGCGAACUUGAUCAUAGGUUUCCAAAUAAUAUUAAAAUCUGCGUUAUAUUCCUGUAUAAAGACAAUGCAAUCUCAGGAUUGUCCGGUACUUUUUACUACUAUGUCGGAAGAUAUAGCGUUAGGAGAAGCGGCUGCGAUACAGAAUAUGCUGGGUAUAGAUGUAUGGCCUGUUAUUGGCAUAAAAAAUAAAUUCGUGUCUCUGAGACCUCAUAGAACCAUUAAAUAUAUUUAUUAUCGUAAUGUAUUUUUGAUUGUCUACAAAACAUUAAAAAAUGCAAGUAGUGCGAUUCAAAGCAAUAGUACAAUUUGCAUAUAAUUAUAUCUCUAUUUUGGUGACAAAGGACAAGGAAAGGAAAUGAAGGAAAUGAAGGAAAUGAAGGAAAAGAAAUUGGUUGAUUAACGCAACAAUAAAUAGCAAAACACGUUUAGUGCUCAUUAGUUUCAUUUUCUCGUUAAUUGAAUUAAUAAUUAUCCUGCGCGUAAAUAGUAUUGUACGUUUGGUGAAUUCUUUUCACAAAUAACUUGAAAUUUUCUCAACGAAGCUAUAUGUGUGU